This is a messenger RNA of Haliotis rufescens (red abalone), 3484 nucleotides long. RefSeq lists its product as uncharacterized. NCBI's taxonomy places the organism in Eukaryota, Metazoa, Mollusca, Gastropoda, Lepetellida, Haliotidae. The transcript is spliced from 2 exons. Bases 93 to 701 code for a protein of 202 amino acids. Gene Ontology annotation, biological process: regulation of apoptotic process. The record is from RefSeq and is a predicted model, not a curated record. Gene Ontology annotation, molecular function: protein binding.
AACGCGGGAACCAGCAUCACAACAGUUCGUGGGAAAUUCUCGAUGAGAAGGAAGCAAGCGUUGGUGCAGUUGGGUCAAGCAAUGACACAAUCAUGGCAGCAGUUCGAAGCAAGCGGUUCACCGACAUUAAGCCAGUCUCUGAGAGAAAUGAUGGCUCCGAGAAAGAUCAUCAACAUCAACAUGCCUCCAAAGGACUGACAAAAGUGUUACUAGAAAACAGAACAAGUGGUCAUUUUUCUGAUUAUGCCAAACUGAUGUUGCACAUUUCGACUCACAUUAAUGAUGAAGAAUAUUCGCAGAUGAAACUUGUCCUCUCAGCAGACGAUGUAAUCAAGACAAAGAAAUGUUGUGAAAUACGAAAUGCUGCUGACCUACUUGGACAUUUGCAUGGACAGAAAAAAAUAUCCAGAUACAACACGUCACUGUUAAGGGAGCUGAUGCAGAGGAUAGGGAGGGAAGACCUGAAAUGUGAGGUGGACAUGUAUAUUGAUGGUCAGGCAACACAUGCUACCUGUUCCUGUGUUGAUCCUCCUGUGCUGAACUGUGAAGGUGUCCAGGAAGAAGGCCAAGGAGAAACAGAGGAAGAUCUUCCUCAGUCACAGGAGAGCACAGCCACAAUGGAGAGUUUGUCUGAUGACGAAAAGUCUCUCCGCCUACAAAUAUAUAAUGCUGAUGAUGUCUGCAUGACAAGCGAAGACUGACAAGUCAAAAACCUGAUUUCCAGGAAGUGUAUAUGCGGUCUUCUUUGAGGAUAAGAUCACAACGUCUUGGCUUGACUGAUACCAUCGUGGUUCUGGCCAGGACCCUCAGGGAUAGAGCUCAUGUAGACAUGUAAUGAAUCAUCAAAGGUUGAUGAUGAGAGCAUCUUCUCAUGACGUUAUAUGUCUAUGCAAAACUGCCUUUGAUUAAGGAAUCGGUGUUAACCAAAACAAUGGUAAUCAUAAUUGCUCAGAGGCCUAUGGAACUUAGGUUUCUGGCUUCAUAAUGUCUUGCCAUAGAUUUUCAUGUAUUCCAAGUUAUUCCAUGACAAACCUUUUUAGGUUGUUGUGAUUGGUGCAUUUUUGUGUGAAUAAGAUACCCAGUAGAAAAAGGAACGUGUUUGACAUGUUUGAUGAUCCAAUAAAUAUUGCAAUACACAAUGACAGGCCUACAAAUGAAAACUAGCAGAGAGCAACCAAAUUAAAGAAUAUUACACACUUUAAUCAAACUACUCUAGAUCAUGCAGACCACAACACAGUGAGUACACCUGUAUUUCGUGAGUUGCGGUCACCAUCGAAAAUGUUGCAUGUUUUAAUGAUUACAAUGCACACUUUACAGAGAUUGUGUCUUGUUUGUACUUGGUGUGGCUAUUUAGGUGUGUACAUAUUCCAGUUUGGUUGCUUUCUGCUGGUUUCAUCCGUAGUCCUGAAUGAUUAGUGAUUUGUAACAUUGUUCCCAAUAGUAAAUUGUUUGAGGAUAUCCAGCUCAUUGUCAAAAUGACUGUGAGGCGACUUAUGGCUUGACAGAACAUUAGUUGACAGUUUUUUUAAAAGUUUCUUUGAAAGAGCUGUUUAUGCCUUUUGAAAUGAGUCAAUCUAUUCAUCAUUAUUCAUUGUUAUGUGAACGCAAUCAAACGAAAUACAUCCUUUGCUAUCCUGCAUUAUUGAUAAUUUGAGGGAAUUCUAUUAAAAGUCAAUUGUCUUUCCAAUUUUGCCUGUGUUGAUCAUAUUGAUAAUUGAAAUGUUAAAUUUGUUGCAUUCGCAUUGUGUUAACUGGUAUAAUGCUUUAACAUGUUUAAUGUUACGAAUAUCAUUCCUGACAUUUAUUCUUGUUUGCCAAACUUUGUAGCAUUUGUAUUAUGAAAUUUGCUUUUAUAACAUUAUGUUCAAUUCAUGUGCUGUAAAAAUGGCAUUUUGUAUAAUUGUAUUGUUUUCAUAAUAUGUCAACUGGCAUAUGAGUGCAUAUCAAGGUUUGCAUCCACGGUUCAUAAUAAGAGGAGGAAAUGUUGCGAGAUGCAGAUUGAACAUGUGGUACUGUAUAAUGUAUUUUGGAUAAGAUGGUUUGAAUCUGUUCAGUGCAAGGUGUGAAUGAUCCUGAUGAUUUGGGUCACGGUAAUGUAUCUCAUGAAAAGGAAUGUUCUAAAUCAACUGCUGUGUAGCUUGGCACAAUGGCAAAUUACUAAAUCCUGACAGUUUAACAUCUCAUACCAAAGCUUAUCUCACCUCCAUGUCAGAAUGUCCAAGCCGUGUGUAACAUAGUGACAAAAGUAUUGAUCAAACAGUUUUUUUACCUUUUGUGUUCAUCAGUGUUCAUGAUUAUUUACAAUUUUCAAUGCUGCGCAUAAGGUUGGAAACACCUCUAGGUUCUCGGGCAGGCCCAUAUCAGUAAACAUGAAAGAAUUCAAAGCAUCAGACUUAGGCUCAGUCACUUUUUGAUAGUCUGUCAUUGCACCUGAUCGCUCAUAUUAAUCACUGGAUUGUAUGACGCAGACUUGAUUAUUUACGGGUGGCCAUUUUGGAUCUUGAAUAUUGCUGAGUGAAACAUUCUAAGCAAAAACGAAAGUUAUUGCCCGAGAACCAGUUGUUUGUUUCCAUCUUACAUAACUUAGUCAUUAUACAACUUGCCACAAGCUACAACAGGUGCUAAGACUAAUACAAGCUACGACAGGUGCUAUAACUACAUGAUGGUCGUUGGUGGCGUUUGACUAGAUAUAAGCAAAAUGUCUGCCAUUUUUUUAUAUAUGUGCAGUGAUCCAUUCAAGGGGAAAUAUUUACUCCUGGAACGUGCAAAGAAAUGUGAACCUCGGUGAAGAAUGCAUGUAUAUUCAGAAAGUCUUUUCUUCUGCAUAAAAUGCAUGAUAUUAUUCCAGUUAUGUGAGGUGUUAUUUUGUGCCAGUUGUGGUGGUCCGUGUGGAACAUGGAUAGAGCAGUGGGACGGGAAACAUGUGGUUCUGAAUGCUGACAUGACUUUCGUUUAAUGUGCCAGCUGUGGCCAUGUUGAAGACAAUUUUUUGAAUAAAUGACAACUAAAAUAUUGAAUGUAUUAUAUGUCAAAUAGCAACAACAAAAAUCCCAUCUACUGAUUAAGGCAUGUUAUCAGUCACAACUACAUUUGUUUCACGUCUGAUGCAUUGUUGUUUUUUAAUGUAAUAUUUGAGACUGGAGACUUUCAAUGCUAUGUUGCCAUGGUUACUAUUUGCAUGGGUUAUGGUUAUGUAGUAAAAGUAGUAUCAGUGUGUAUGCGAGAUGAUUGUCCCUGUGAAACAGACAAAUAUGUGCAUAUAAUGCAUUUAGAUUAUAUCAGCAUUUUGAGGUUUACCAUGUGAGAAGAAUGUCUUCUUAGAAGUAUAAAUCUGAAUGACAUGGUACUCACUAUGUAAAUUGUUUUAUUUCUCUUCAAAACAGUUGUUCAUAUUUAAGAUUUGUGAUUAAAGUAAUGCAUGAAUGGAUGCAAUUUAUUUUUCUGUUUUUUCCAGUAUUUAAUAAAGAGGUUUGCUUAAAAGGUA